AUGUCGGAGGAACCUCAUCACAAGGUGAAUUUAAACGACGCUAGUGGCAAAGAAGUCGGAAAGGAGAACGAGCUCGCAACAGCCAUUUUGCGCAGCAAGAAACGGGAUAAUGCGUUGAUUGUCGAAGACGCCACGACUGAUGAUAACAGUGUGAUCACCAUGUCCCCAAACACCUUGGAGACCCUACAACUAUUCCGCGGUGACACCGUGCUUGUCAAGGGCAAGAAACGCCAUGAUACUGUUCUAAUUGUCCUCAUUGACGAGGAGCUUGCGGAUGGAAUGGUUCGCAUCAAUCGGGUAGUUCGUAACAACCUCCGCGUUCGCUUGGGCGAUGUGGUUACCGUCUUCCCCUGCCCGGAUAUCAAGUACGCCACCCGGAUCCUGUGUCUUCCCAUUGCUGAUACCGUUGAAGGCUUGACAGGUUCUCUAUUUGAUGUCUUCCUCAAGCCUUACUUUGUUGAAGCCUACCGCCCAGUCCGUAAGGGUGAUCUGUUCACCGUCCGCGGUGGUAUGCGGCAGGUUGAGUUUAAGGUUGUUGAUGUCGAACCUCAAGAGUAUGCCAUUGUUGCUCAGGAUACCAUUAUCCACUGCGAUGGUGAGCCCAUUGAGCGUGAGGACGAGGAGAACAAUCUGAACGAUGUCGGAUACGAAGAUAUUGGUGGCUGCCGCAAGCAAAUGGCUCAGAUCCGUGAGCUUGUGGAGCUUCCUCUCCGUCACCCACAGCUGUUCAAGUCAAUUGGUAUCAAGCCUCCCCGUGGUGUGCUCAUGUAUGGCCCGCCCGGUACCGGUAAGACCCUGAUUGCUCGCGCGGUAGCUAACGAGACGGGAGCAUUCUUCUUCUUGAUCAAUGGCCCUGAAAUCAUGUCCAAGAUGGCUGGUGAGUCUGAAUCUAAUUUGCGCAAGGCCUUCGAGGAGGCCGAGAAGAAUGCACCGGCCAUUAUUUUCAUCGAUGAGAUCGACUCCAUUGCUCCCAAGCGUGACAAGACCAACGGUGAGGUCGAGCGUCGUGUUGUUUCACAGCUUUUGACUCUUAUGGAUGGUAUGCGAUCUCGGGCAAACAUCGUUGUUAUUGCUGCGACCAACCGUCCUAACUCUAUCGACCCGGCUUUGCGUCGCUUCGGUCGUUUCGACCGUGAAGUCGAUAUUGGUAUCCCUGAUCCCACUGGACGUUUGGAGAUUUUGCGCAUCCACACCAAGAAUAUGAAGCUUCAUGGCGACGUGGACCUCGAGCAGCUGGCCGCCGAGACCCACGGUUUCGUUGGUAGCGAUCUUGCUUCGCUGUGCUCCGAGGCUGCUAUGCAGCAGAUCCGCGAGAAGAUGGAGCUCAUUGACUUGGAGGCUGAGAACAUCGAUGCUGAGGUUCUAGAUAGCCUGGGUGUUACCAUGGAGAACUUCCGCUAUGCUCUUGGCGUUUCCAACCCCUCUGCUCUUCGUGAGACUGUGGUUGAGUCUGUCAACGUUAGCUGGGAGGAUGUUGGUGGUCUCGAUGAGAUCAAGCAGGAGCUCAAGGAAACCGUCGAGUACCCUGUUUUGCAUCCCGAAAUGUACACCAAGUUCGGCAUGUCUCCAUCCAAGGGUGUCUUGUUCUUUGGCCCCCCCGGUACUGGUAAGACUCUGCUCGCCAAGGCGGUGGCCACCGAGGUAUCGGCUAAUUUCAUCUCCGUCAAGGGCCCUGAGUUGUUCAGUAUGUGGGUUGGUGAAAGUGAGAGUAACAUUCGUGAUAUCUUCGAUAAAGCCCGCGCGGCAGCGCCGUGUGUUGUGUUCUUCGAUGAGCUCGACUCUAUUGCCAAGGCCCGUGGUAACUCCCUGGGUGACUCUGGUGGAGCAGAUCGUGUCGUUAACCAGCUUCUCACCGAGAUGGACGGCAUGAAUGCCAAGAAGAAUGUUUUUGUUAUCGGAGCUACCAACCGUCCUGAUCAGAUCGACCCUGCCCUUCUGCGCCCCGGCCGUCUCGACCAGCUCAUCUACGUUCCUCUGCCCGACGAAGCUGCUCGUCUGUCCAUUCUGCAGGCACAGCUUCGCAAAACUCCUUUGGAGCCCGGUCUCGAUCUUACCCAGAUUGCUGCCUCCACAAAGGGCUUCUCUGGUGCUGACUUGAGUUACAUCGUCCAGCGUGCCGCCAAGUUCGCCAUCAAGGAUAGCAUUGAGGCCUCGAUUGCUGCAGAACGUGCUGCCGGCGAGAAUGGCGAUGCUGCCAUGGAGCUAGAGGAAGAUGCCGUUCCGUUCAUCACACGCGCCCAUUUCGAGGAGGCUAUGAAGACUGCUGCGAGAUCGGUGUCCGAUUCCGAGCUCCGCCGGUACGAGUCUUAUGCUCAGCAGCUUCAACAGUCUCGCGGUGUUAGCUCUUUCAGCUUCGGAGGCUCCUCUGGUGCCGCCCCCAGCGCAGCCGUUGGCGAUGAUGGUGCAGACGACGACCUGUACGCCUAA
Messenger RNA from Wickerhamiella sorbophila, 2427 nucleotides. Its product is annotated as Cell division control protein 48. Lineage: Eukaryota; Fungi; Ascomycota; Dipodascomycetes; Dipodascales; Trichomonascaceae. Gene Ontology annotation, cellular component: VCP-NPL4-UFD1 AAA ATPase complex; cytosol; nucleus. The coding region runs from base 1 to 2427 and encodes 808 amino acids. Gene Ontology annotation, biological process: mitotic spindle disassembly; retrograde protein transport, ER to cytosol; autophagosome maturation. The record is from RefSeq and is a predicted model, not a curated record. The transcript has a single exon. Gene Ontology annotation, molecular function: polyubiquitin modification-dependent protein binding; ATP binding; ATP hydrolysis activity.